AUGGUCGCUAACCCAAUCACACCACUACCAAAGCUACAACUGGCAAUUGCAGUUCUGAUCCAGGCCGCUGAAGGUCUUUCUGCGACGGUCAUCUUCCCAUUCAUACCCCAGUUUGUCCGCGAUACUGGUAUUACAGGUGGAGAUGAGCGUAAAACGGGGUAUUGGGCUGGGAUAUUGGAGUCCAUCUUUUUCAUCGCGGAAUUCUUUUCCGUGUAUGGCUGGUCUGUCGCAUCAGAUAUGGUAGGCCGUCGCCCUAUUCUGCUCCUUGGACCUCUCGGUCUGUCUAUUUCCCUGUUUGGAUUCGGGCUUUCGCGGACAUUCUGGGGACUGCUUUUCUGGAGAUGUGCCCAGGGUGUGUUCAACGGCAACAUCGGUGUUGUCAAAACAGUCAUGGCAGAGUUCUCGGAUAGAAGUAAUUUGGCACACGCGAUGUCAUUUAUUCCUGUCGCAUGGAGUUCUGGAACUACCAUCGGCCCAAUUCUCGGUGGUGUCCUAUCUGAUCCGGCUUCCCACUUCCCCGCGCUUGGAGACCUGUUUCCGCUUCUCAAGACUCAUCGUUACUUCUUACCCUGUGCUGCCGUGGCGCUGAUUUGUUUCUCCAUCUUUGUUCUGGGCUGGGUCGGAUUGCGCGAGACUUCACCAAUCAUUCUGGCCCGUCGCAGUCGUGCCAUUUCGAAUGCAAACUUGAUGCCCUCGCCGGAAACAGGUCUGCUGGCGGACUCGCCAGAGACGGGAUAUGGUACUUCCAGCGACACCACCGUGACGUCCUCUGAGGCGGAAGAUGAGCGCAUUCCUGCCCUUCGAGAACUUUUGGUUCCACGGUUAUUAAUCCCCCUUCUCAACUACGGGUUCUUCUGCUUUUGUCAAACGGCAUAUCAAGUCCUCCUCCCAUUAAUGUUUUCAACCUCGAUCCCUCUCGGAGGGCUUGGCUUUACGCCCUACCAAAUCGGCGUCGUUCGUGGCAUUUGGGGGCUCUGCAACACGUUCUUCCAACUCGUUCUCUCAGCGCGUAUCAUCAACUUCCUCGGCCCGCGCGUCGCCUACAUCUUUGCGUUCGCCAAUUUCGCGUUGUGCAUCGGCACAUACCCGCUGAUGAGCUACUUUGCCCUACAAGCAGGGCAAGUUGACGGGUGGGUUUGGACGCUGAUCGUCGUCCAAGGCAUCGCCAAUAUCUGCAUUUCAAUGUCGUAUGUCACGGUCCAAAUGUAUAUUGUCACCUCCUCCCCUCGCCCCGCCGCAUUGUCAUCUACGAACUCAAUCGCUCAAAUGGUAUCGACAAUUCUGCGCGGGCUCGCACCGUUUCUUGCCUCUGCCCUCUUCGCAUUCUCUCUCGAACAAGGCUCGCAGCUCGUAUAUAUCGUGCUGCUGGGAACCGUUGCUCUUGGUGUCUACACGUCGUUCUGGCUGCCAGAAGAACUGAAGGUUUGA
This is a messenger RNA of Mycena indigotica, 1428 nucleotides long. RefSeq lists its product as uncharacterized. The record is from RefSeq and is a predicted model, not a curated record. Bases 1 to 1428 code for a protein of 475 amino acids. Gene Ontology annotation, molecular function: transmembrane transporter activity. Lineage: Eukaryota; Fungi; Basidiomycota; Agaricomycetes; Agaricales; Mycenaceae. The transcript has 9 exons. Gene Ontology annotation, biological process: transmembrane transport.